Molecule: messenger RNA, 684 nt
Organism: Platichthys flesus (European flounder)
Lineage: Eukaryota; Metazoa; Chordata; Actinopteri; Pleuronectiformes; Pleuronectidae
Exons: 4
Coding region: 1-684 (227 amino acids)
Source: RefSeq, a predicted model, not a curated record
AUGUGGCUUGGUUCACAAUCGGUAGAUGAUGCCAUGAUGGAUGACAAACUGAAUUGUGCAGAUGUAAAUGAACAAGUGGAUGAUGAGAGUGUUGACAGGCUACAGCUCCAUGAAUCCAAACCCAGAGAUUUACAGGCACACAUUAAAGCUGACAGCGACUCUGCAGAAAACCCUGUUGAAUCCAACUUUCAUGAUAACCCAAUUGGUGGACAGCCCAGGGUGGUGUCCAUCUGUAGCCCCAGCUUAGUAGAGAAGGAGCAGCCAAAGCCUCUAUGUGCCCUGCUGCCACCCUCCAUGGAGGCCUGCUCUGUUUAUGAGGUGGAUCGGGUGUUCAAAUCGAUGAAGAGUCAAGAAAGUCUGAAGACCAAAAGUGUCCACACGGAGCCGGACGAAGAGGACCUCUGUGCUGCAAUCCUCCUGGCGUGUCUCUUCUGCCACCCACUGGACUGUCUGUUGGCCACGGUGCGAGGGUGCAGCGAGUGUUUCUGGUCCCUGUGCUCAUAUCUGUGUGGCUGCGGGCCCGCCACCCUGCAGCCUCUCCUGGACAUCACCCACCACUGCAACCUCUGCAGCUGCCUGGGGGUUCGCUGUUUCCUCUGCGAGUGCCCAAUCUCUGACAUCUGCCUUCAGGCAACUGAGUGCCUGGACCUCUCGAUGGAAAUCUCUCAAAUGCUCUACCACUGA